CUCGUCUAUUCCGUCAUGCAAAGUGUGGACAAUCGACAAGAGUAUCUAUACCUCGGACAUUUAUUGAAGCCUCGACCAAAGGGCGCUCAGGGAGAGGUCCCGCGACCCCGGGAGCGGCGCCAGGACCAUGCGCAUCCAUCGGCGCGCGCCACUCCACCUCGGACCGACGCCGCGAGAGAUCAAGACAUGUGCUCUCCCCGGCAGCUCCACGCUCCGACGCGCCUGGCGGCCCGGAUCAAGGCAUCGAACCCGAUCGUGAGGGAGGCUCUGGCUGAGUUCCUCGGCACGUUCGUGCUCAUCGUGUUCGGAUGUGGCUCCGUGGCUCAGGUGGAACUGAGCCACCACUCCGCCGGAGAGACUCUCACCAUCAACCUCGCCUUCGCAUUUGGGGUGGUCAUGGGCGCUUACCUGUCCUGGGGCAUCUCAGGUGCACACCUGAACCCCGCCGUCUCGUUCUCCAUGUCGCUGAUCGGACGCUUUCACUGGUGGAAGCUGCCCAUUUUCUGCCUCGCGCAGUUCCUGGGCGCGUUCACAGCGGCCGCCACCGUCUACGGCCUCUACCACGAGGCCCUCAUGGCGUUCAACGGUGGGAACCUGACUGUGACUGGCCCCGGUGCCACGGCCGCGAUAUUCGCCACCUAUCCCUCGGAACACCUGUCCAUCGCCGGUGGCUUCCUUGACCAGGUGCUGGGCACGGCGCUCCUCCUGCUCUGCGUGAUGGCGCUGCUGGACCCCAAGAACAACGCAGUGCCGCGCGGCCUCGAGCCACUGCUCGUGGGGCUCGUGGUGCUCGUCAUCGGCCUCUCCAUGGGCUUCAACGCCGGCUAUGCCAUCAACCCCGCGCGCGACCUCGGCCCCCGCGUCUUCACCGCCAUGGUCGGAUACGGCAGCGAAGUGUUCACGACGGGCCCCCACUGGUGGUGGGUUCCCGUGGUGGCCCCCCUCGUGGGGGGCCCGCUGGGCACAAUGUGCUACAUGUUCUUCGUGGACCUGCACCACCCAGCCCCGCCGGAGCUGUCCACCGGCAAAGCCAAGCCGCUGGUGGACAGCGACAGCGACCACCCCAAGGCCAACUACGCCGUGGCGGUGAAGAUGGAGCAGCAGGCAUAGCCGGGCAUGCGGGUGGACCCUCUGCCCACCCAAUCUACCUGGAGGCGAUCAGGUGUACCCGGAGGUCACCAUGUGUACCUGGAGCUCACCAGGUGUACCUGGAGGUCACCAGGUGUACCUGGAGGUCACCAGGUGUACCUGGAGGUCAACAGGUGUACCUGGAGGUCAUCAGGUGUGCCCAGAGGUCACCAGGUCUACCCAGAGGUCACCAGAUCUACCUGGAGGUCACCAGGUGUACCUGGAGGUCACCAGGUGUACCUGGAGGUCACCAGCAUACAAGUAGCAUAAAACUCCGUAGAUGUUUGUUUUUACUAUCACAUAUUCAGCUUUAAAUGACAACGUGUAAAUAUUCCACUCCGGGUGUUUUCAACAGCCGCCCACUGGUGUCCCCGUGGAGAUUCGCAGGGCCCCAUGAGUGGACGUGGUCACCGCACCCAAGCACAAGCGCUGCCAUUUUAUAAUCACGAAUUUGUCCUGAUUCAGGGCUCUAUUUAAAUGCACAUUGUAGGCGAAACGCAAAAAACAUACAACCCCCGUACGACGAGAAUGUAUUGUUUGUAUUAUCGCAAUUUCCAGAGUGUAUAUUUUCUUAAGACGCGAAUUAAACUGGAUAAAAUAGACUUUUGUUAAAUAAAUGAUUGUAUACAUAA
This is a messenger RNA of Lethenteron reissneri (Far Eastern brook lamprey), 1760 nucleotides long. Its product is annotated as aquaporin-3-like. Gene Ontology annotation, biological process: glycerol transmembrane transport; water transport. Gene Ontology annotation, molecular function: water channel activity; glycerol channel activity; urea transmembrane transporter activity. Lineage: Eukaryota; Metazoa; Chordata; Hyperoartia; Petromyzontiformes; Petromyzontidae. The record is from RefSeq and is a predicted model, not a curated record. Gene Ontology annotation, cellular component: plasma membrane; basolateral plasma membrane.